CAUUCACUCUCUCUGGCGCUCUGUCAUCCGCCGGGUUGAGAGACUGAAGCUGCCUGGGAGAGAAACAGCGAGGAGGGGAGAGGAAACGGAGCGAUAUGGCGAGCAUCAACAUGGGGCCGAGACCGCUGCUGCUGCUGGAGCUGGCGUGGGCUCUCCUGGCCCUCCAAGCGGUUUACGUCCGAUGUCUUAACGGCGAUGAGGACCAGAGCCAGGACACCGAGUGCAAGAUGAAGAGCGUCACCGUGUCGGCGCUGCCGUUUUUAAGAGAAAACGACCUGAGCAUCAUGCACAGUCCCUCGGCCUCCGAGCCCAAGCUUCUGUUCUCUGUUAGAAACGAUUUUCCCGGGGACGUGGUGGUGGUGGACGACCUGGAAAACACUGAGCUCCCCUUUUUCGUCUUAGAAAUCUCUGGGAACUCGGAGGACAUCCCUCUAGUGCGCUGGAGGCAGCAGUGGCUGGAGAAUGGCACUCUACUCUUCCACAUCCAUCACCAAGACGGCAGCCUGAGCCUCCCAGAACCGACCGAGGAUCCAGCCAAUGUCUCUACGAAGGAGGAGCUCCGCAUCCUGCACAUCUCUGUGAUGGGCGGGAUGAUUGCCCUUCUGCUGUCCAUCCUCUGCCUGGUCCUGAUCCUCUACACUCGCAGGCGCUGGUGUAAACGCCGCCGCAUCCCUCAGCCCCAGAAGAGCGCGAGCGCCGAGGCGGCUAAUGAGAUCCACUACAUCCCAUCAGUGCUGAUGGGAGGCCAGGCACGCGAGAGCUUGAGGAACUCGCGGGGUCAGGGUCCAAACUCCAGCGGUACCCUCAGUAUCCGGGAGACACCGAUUUUGGAUGGGUACAAGCAGGGUUUGGAUGUGGGAUGGUAUGAGUAUGACAUUACCGACCUGCGUCACCAUCUGCAGCGGGAGUGCAUGAAUGGUGGGGAGGAAUUUGCCAGCCAAGUCACCCGUACCCUGGACUCGCUCCAGGGCUGUAAUGACAAGAAUAAUAUGGACCUCGCACCUGUGAGUGACAACACCAAGUUGGCGCUAAUGAACAAAUACAAGGACAACAUCAUUGCCACGAGUCCCAUCGAUAGCAACCACCAGCAGAACACCCUGCUUCCCCACAAUACCUCCACCAGCCAACGCAAACGUCUCUCCAGCAACACCCGUGCGGGUUCAACAUUCUUGAACCCAGACGGGGACUCUGGGACGGAGGCAGACAGCGAGCCUCAGCUGGCCUUUUACACCGACCCAAACCGCAGUCGCCGCCGGAGUCGAGGUAUGAGAAACGGUAAUGCCAACAGCGCGUGGGGCUCAGGGGCAGGUUCCCCACGGAGCCCCAUCAAUAAGACCACCCUGACUCUGAUCAGUGUCAUCAGCUGCGUGAUUGGCCUGGUUUACUCCUCUCACCUCUCCUGCAGCCUCUCAGUCCGGGUAAUCUUACAUGUUCCGGAGCACCUCAUUGCUGAUGGGUCAAGGUUCAUUUUGCUCCAGGGGAGCCAGUUGGAUGCUUCAGACUGGCUCAACCCAGCCCAGAUCUUGUUGUACUAUCAGCAGAAUGCCAGCGGGCCCUGGGUCAAUGAGCUGUGUGGACGACGCCUCCUGGAUCCCUGCGAGCAUCAGUGUGACCCCGAGACAGGAGAGUGCCUUUGCUUAGACGGCUACAUGAAGGACCCGGUCCACAAGCACCUCUGCAUCCGCAGUGAGUGGGGGCCCAAUCAGGGUCCCUGGCCUUACACCAUCUUCCAGCGUGGUUUUGAUCUUGUGAUGGGAGAACAACCCUCUGAUCGCAUUUUCAGAUUCACGUACACCCUAGGAGAAGGAAUGUGGCUGCCAUUAAGUAAAAGCUUUGUCAUCCCCCCUGCUGAGCUCGCCAUCAACCCAUCAGCCAAAUGCAAGACAGACAUGACAGUCAUGGAGGAUGCGGUAGAUGUAAGAGAGGAGUUGAUGAUCAGUUCAUCGUUUGACUCUUUGGAGGUUCUCCUGGACUCUUUUGGACCUGUCAGAGACUGCACCAAAGACAACGGUGGCUGCAGUCGCAAUUUCCGCUGUAUAUCAGACCGCAAGCUUGAUUCCACUGGAUGUGUGUGCCCCCCAGGACUCAGUCCUAUGAAGGAUGGCACCGGGUGCUAUGACCACCACAUCGGCAUCGACUGCUCUGACGGUUUCAAUGGAGGAUGUGAGCAGCUGUGUCUCCAGCAGCUGGCCCCUCUAGAGGAUGACCCGACACUCUACAACAUCCAGAUGUUCUGUGGGUGCAUCGAAGACUACAAACGCGGUCCAGAUGGGAGGUCGUGCCUGCCACUGUCUGAGGCUUGCACUGAGGGAAUAGACUGUGGAGAGGUGCUUGAUAUCCCUGCCAACCAGACGGUGUUUGGGGACCUUUUCUACGGAUACAACAACCACACCAAAGAGAGCACCUCUGGACAGAUCCUCAAGGCCACAUUCAGGCAGAAGAACUUUGCCCGAGGCAUCGAACAGCAGCUCCCAGAUGGCAUGGUGGUGGCAUCGGUGCCAACGCAGGCUCAAUGCCACGAGGAGCUGUCAGACCCUGUGCCCGACCCAGAAUACCUCACAGGUAUGGUGAACUACAGCGAGGUGUCUGGUUAUCCGCUCGUUCAGCACUGGAAUCUUCGCUCUGUGCUCUAUCACGUCAAACUCAAUCAAUGGGUCCUCUCUCAAGCCUUCAGCUCCGCAAUUCAUUCUCUGGAUGGAGCCACACAGCGGAGCGACUUUGUCUCCAUCCUCAGGGAGUUUGGGAACCACUACGUGCAGGAGGCAGUGUAUGGCUUCCAGGAGUCCUGUACCAUCUGGUACCCCAACAAACAGGUACAGAGGCAGCUGUGGUUGGAGUACCAGGACAUAAGCAAAGGUAACUCACCUUCAGAGGAGUCCGAGGAGCGCGACAAGGAGCCCCGGACGCUGACCUACCCUGCGUACAUUGCCAGUCUGCUGGACAGUGGAGCAAAGCGCAUGGCAGCCGGAGUCCGCAUGGACUGCAGCAGCCAAGGCCAGUGCCCACGCUCCUGCCACCUCUGCCACAUGAGCCCAAGGGCAGCACAAGGGCGGCAGCAGUCUGAGCCGGUCCUGCUGCAGAUUACCAAGGCUACACCUAUUUAUGAGCUGGUAUCCAACAAUGAAACCUACCAGGCUCUUCAGGAGGCAAUGAUGAGCAUGCUGUGGUGCUCAGGAAAAGGCGAUGUUAUCGAUGACUGGUGUCGAUGUGAUUCCAGCGCUUUUGGCACAGACGGACUGCCCACCUGCGCCCCACUUCCUCAGCCCAUGCUUAAACUGUCUUACGCCUACGAACCCAGCAGCUCAUUGGUCAUCAUGGAGUGGAACCACACGGAACCCCCAAUCGGUGUGAGGAUUGUUGAUUACCUCAUCAGCCAGGAGAAGGUGACAGAGAGAACCGACCACUCUAAAGUUGAGACAGAAACCCUUUUAAGCUUUGUGGAUGACAUCUUGUCUGGAGCCAGGUCUCCAUGUGUGAUGUUAGGUGACAUCCCUGACCUACUGUCCUCUUCUAUCAGUAUGAUUAUUCGCUGCCUGGAGCCCGACACCACAUACAUGUUCCGGCUAUGGGCAGUAGACAACACAGGGCGCCGUUCGACUCCAAGUGAAGUCACCAUCAAAACUCCAUGUCCAACUGUGGAUGACGUCAAAGCACAAGAAAUUGCAGAUAAGAUAUAUAACCUGUUUAACGGCUACACCAGUGGGAAGGAGCAGCAGACAGCUUACAACACUCUGAUGGACCUGGGCGCUCCUACACUGCACCGUGUGCUUUACCACUACAACCAGCGCUACGAGAGCUUUGGCGAAUUCACCUGGAGGUGUGAGGACGAGUUGGGACCCAGGAAGGCUGGCCUCAUCCUCUCGCAGCUCGAUGAGCUCUCCCCAUGGUGUAAGGGUCUCCUUCAGGAGCCAAAGAUUGGUCUUCGCAGGAUGUCCCUCAAGUUCCUGUCCUGCCGUUACACAGACACCAAGGUCUUUGGGCUUAACUGGUCAGACAUGGGCCAGGAUGUACAAAAGGCAUGUGAUGAGCAGACGCUCACUGUCAUGUAUAACGACUACGGCGAGCCCAGGGAGCUCUGAAGGUUUCAGAUUUGAUUUAAACGACAAGUUUACUAUUGCAAAUUGCAGUAUUUGUAUUUGUUGUCUCAAAUGCUCCACAUUAUUUGAAAAAGCCAUUAACUUUUUUAACUUAAAUGGCUCCUGAACUAAACAUAUUUAAUGUAUUACGGUAUCCAGUGGUCUCUAAAGUCAGCUCUAAAGAUCAGCUAAGAAAAAGGUCCUAAAUUAAUCCACUUUUCUUUACUGUUCUUUGUUAGACCUUAAAGACUGUUCCUCCCUUUGAGUUAGUAAACAUAAUGCAGUCGUUGCUGCUUUCGCCAGAAGCAUCUUUCUUCUUGAAGUUGAUCAGUUCUCACUGGUCAUUCUUCACUGCAUAUAAGACUAUGUUGUAAUAAGUGUUUUCUUUACUAUACAUUGUGAUCUUAUGGCCUGAAGCAUCAUUUUACGUGAAGUGGAUAAUUUAGCAUCAACACAAGCUUUAUAUUCAAAUCAAGGCCGGUGUGCAUAGUCGGCAUUCAUCAUGAAAUAUUGUGAGGGAGGAAUGUAUGGACCAACAAAAAAAGAAGGCAUCAAAAUCCACACAACUCCAGCUCUCAGAUCCAACUAACCCCAGGGUUAUCCAGAUUGAAUCAUUUGAGUGUAGGACGGCAGGCGAUGAUGGUGUAAAUGAUACUUACUUUUGUUUUGUUUGGUCAUGGCUCAUAGAUUUGGAAUUAAAAAAGACGAUUUGUUUUUUCCACUUUUUGUUGGCCUUGAUCAUUUCAAAUCUGUGAAACAGAAGGAAAGUGAUUUUUUUCUCUUUAAAGCAUUAAUUUGAUCCACAGAGUCACCUAGAAAGAAAAAAAGUGGUUUCAUUCCGAUUGGACAUUUUCAGAUUUAAACAGCUACUUUGUGCCUACUUAAAUUCAAAAGUACCCACAUCUUUAGAUGUUUUGGGAAAACACAGGGAAAAUGUCCACCAACCAUCAGUGACUAUAGGAAGCCUAGAUACAAUUAGUUGAUUCUUGGACUUGAUUUGUAAUCUGGAGUCAACUUCAUAUGAAGUUUACAUUUAAAGUUGGCUUAGAAGAGUCUGUCCAGUUCACUGUAGCCUCACCUUCACUGGCGCAUUCCAGCAGCGGUUAUAAAUGAAUAUUUUUCUGCUUCAGUUUUUAGUGGUUUUCAUCCAAAUGUAUUAUGAAUGAAUGCAGCACCUGCAGCAGGUGAACAGUUGUGCUAGACACCAAGUAUCUCAUGAUGUGAAUAGUUCUGGUAUUGGCUGCGUGUAGUUCCUUAUUCAUCUGGGGCAUUUUGUUUUUAGCUGCUACUCCUCCAUGUAUGUAUUUUGGAUGAAGUCAGCUUCACAGUAUGUAGUUACAGACCUUUUUUCUGUUUCCUCGUCUUUCCAACAUACCGAAGAGUUCAAGACAUGCAAUAUACUUCAGGAUGUGUCAUACGUGAUACUGGAAAAAAGGCAGUACCUUAUAAAGUUCUGUUUCUAUAAAAAAGGAGAGGUUGCAUGUAGGCAAAUAGAGAUUUACUAGAAAAGCAAAACUUAGAAAUGUUAAUUAUGUAGAUAACAGUUAGAAUUAUUUUAGUAGUAUAGACAUUCAACAGAAAGCCCUGUACAUAACAUUCAAAGUUUUAGUGAUAUAACCUGCUGAAUGUAGUGUUAUUUGCAUUUAAGCUGUAGUACAGAAGGUGUAACAGGCAUCAAAAACACAUGAUUUAAAAUCUGUACAAAUCCAAUAAAAACUUUCAAAACUAUCCUUCUUCAUUAUUUUCAAGUUUUAAUGUGAUUUAAUCUAGUGAAUACUUUCAAAAUGUAAUAAUCUUAAUUUCACGUGCACUAAUCUGGUGUGUUUCUUGCCAGCUUAUUCUUAUUUUAUUUGAAUUGUCUCAUGUUAUUAUGAUAUGGUAUUUUGGUUUGCAUUGUAUUAACUGUUGCUAGUAAGUUAUAAAUUAAUAGUUUAUUAAACUUUAGCAAAUAGUUCUUUUAUUGUUAACGGGCAAAAUUAAUACUGAAAUACUUAUUCUGUACUAAUUUUGUGCUUCUGGUGACUUGGCAUAUUUGUAGCUAAUCACCUAAUUGUAAGGUUGGACUGAAUGAAUAGUGUCUAGUUACAAGUUACAAAUGCCUAGCUCUCACAUUAAUGUUUUAUUAUUACUCACUACUUUAAUGAUAACCUAAAAGACGGCUAAUAUUGGUAUUGAUAAUAGUUAAUCAGCUAACAUUAACAGGUGGUCCAGAUUGAACAUUUUUGAUAAUUCAUUAAUAAUUUAAUGUUUCAAAACAACAGUUUUAUUGAUCUCAACGAAAUCUUGUUGACAUGUUCAGGUACUAGUGAGGCGACGAGCUGUGUGGCUAACAGUAACACUGUAUGAAGUUCUGUCUUAACUGCUUUGUUAGUAUCAGUACUGCUGUAAAUGAGUUCAUCUGAUAGUCAUUUUUAGUAUCAGGCACCAUCGUAUUUUUUUUUAGAAUUUUGUUAUCAAAAGGUACCAUUAGGUGUCAGUUCUAGUGAUAUAUCUAAUAACUUACUAAUGUUGUAACAGAUCAUAUAUAUUAGAUUUAACACAGAUCAGAUAUAAUAAGAUGACACACUUUGUGUCAGAAUGUACUCUAGUUUUGAUUUGAUAUGAUGACAUUGUCUGUUAACAGGAAGAAGCUACUAGCUACAGUUUUAUCCUCUAUUAAUUUACCAUUUAUUAAUUACAGUUAUUUUUAGGUGUUACUGUUACUUUAACUGUAGUUGCCAAGUCAAAGGUUGAUGUCAAAGAAAAAAGAUAUAAACGAGCAGAUGAUUUUCAACAGUUCUCGUAUGUGAAUACUAAAAUGAGCGCUUGUAGAUUUUUGUAUAGGCAGCAAAAUAUUUCAUAAAUGCUUCACGUUAGAGCACAGUACGGUGUUUGACUUAUGUAUAUAAAUGUACAACAAUUGGUAUUUUACAUUUACAUGUGCUUUACUAGAUCCAAUGAUGUACUGUAAUAUCUGCUGUGUAUCGCAGUCUCUGCACAUUAAUACACUGAUGCCAGUUGUAAAAUGACGAGCAUAGGGUUCUUAAUCUUCUGUGAUCUGUAGAUGAUACCUGGAAUUUAGCUGAACUUUUGCGCUGAGCUAAACUGAAAACAAAAUAACCAACGAAAUAAAAAAAGAUAUGGGGACCCAUUUGAGCAUUUCAGAAACAUGUGAAACAACCAUCUACUAUCUGCAUGCUAUAUUGUAUGUGGCAUCAUAAAGUCGACUUUUUCACUUUGAUCUUUGCUACUUCUGAGAACAA
Oreochromis aureus is the source of this 7318-nucleotide messenger RNA. RefSeq names its product astrotactin 1 (gene astn1). Lineage: Eukaryota; Metazoa; Chordata; Actinopteri; Cichliformes; Cichlidae. The coding region runs from base 96 to 4079 and encodes 1327 amino acids. The transcript is spliced from 24 exons. The record is from RefSeq and is a predicted model, not a curated record. Gene Ontology annotation, biological process: neuron cell-cell adhesion; neuron migration. Gene Ontology annotation, molecular function: protein binding.